CCGCCGCACUCCAGCGCUUUGCGACACCGCGGCCGUAAACGCUCCGACUGUCGCAGCCCUCGGGCGGAAGUGGACGGGUUAGCGGCAGAGAGGGCGCCUCUGGGGUCGGAAGUGGGGCGUGGGCAACCAGUCCGCGGCCAGGGCGGUACUCUCGCCGGAAGGCCGCAGUGCGACUGCGCAGGCGGACCUCAGCGGAACGCCGGCCUUUGUGGUGGGCGUGGCCUGUCGCCCUGACAACCGGGAGCGUUCCGGCCCGGCGGAGUUGAGACUUUUCCCCAGGCGAAGGUGCUGCUUUUCUUCUCCCAUGGGUCCCAAAUCAAAAAAGGACACCGUGUGUCUCAGAGAGCCAGAGGAAACCAUUUGGAAUGUUUCGGUGAUAAGAACUGUUGCGGUGAACAGGUGCAGACAUUUCCGUGGAGUGUUGCUGAACAGGGAAUGUGGCCGCCUGGAGUGGUGAGUUAACGUCUAGGAUACAGGAUACACAGAGGCUGCAGGCAAACACUGCUGCUGCGUUAUGUCUGGACCUGAGGCUGUGAACCCUGGCUGUCAUGGGGUCCUGUGACUAGGGGACAGGCUGAGGAUUGACUGUCUGCUCUCUGGGUUCCCAACACGUGAUGAGAAUGUGCCUCAGCUCUACGUCUUUCAUCAUAUUGCAUGUGUGCACGUUGGAGGCCUGGUGGUAAGAAAAAGAUCAGCAAAGCGGAGCAACUGCGCCUGCUGCAGGAGGAGGAGGAGAGACGCCUGAAGGAGGCAGAGGAGGCUCGAGUGAGAUUUGAAAAAGAAGAACAGGAAAGGCUAGAGCAACAACGGAUAGAAACAGAGAAAUGGCGUCGGCUGGAAGAGAAAGAUCUCAAAAGAAGAAAACAGGAAUUGGAAGAGCUUUCAUUCCUAGAGGACUGCUUUCCUGAAGCAGAGAAACUGAAACGGGAAACCAGAGCGCUGGCUCAGUGGAAGCACUAUAUCCUGUGUGACGGGAGCCCCGACCCCUCCAUAGCCCAGGAAAUAAAUACAUUCAUCAGCCUGUGGGAAGAGGAGACCAAUGAGACCUUCGAGCAAGUGGUCGAGAAGAGCAAGCUGGUGCUGUCCUUGAUUAAGAAGCUAAAGUUAAUUUUGCUGGAAACCCCAGCGAGUGACCUGGACAAAAGGACUGUCACGCAGCACCAGCAGUCGAUCCUGCGCCUGCAGGAGCUCCUCAGCCUGAAGGUGGACGUGGCCACAGAGCUGCUUCUCCGACAAGCCAGCACCUUAGCAGAUUUGGACAGCGGGAACAUGGAGAAGAUCAUCCAGGAUGAGAACAUCACCCUGUAUGUGUGGGCAAACCUCAAAAAGAAUCCAAGGUACCGAACUGUGAAAUUCUCUGGAACAGAAAUUGGAUUUGAAAUCCCAAGGAUACUGGCUGCAAGCAACAUUGCCCUUCGGCUCCUACACACGCGCUAUGAUCAUGUCACCCCCUUGUGUCCCACUGCCUUCGCUGAGGAAGCAGAACAAGUCCUCGAGGUUACGGAGCAUCUCGAAAAAAAAGAGAGUACGGGAAAGGCCGUCACUGAAGAGAAAGAGAAGGCCGAAGAGAAAGAGAAAGCCGAAGAGAAAGAGAAAGCUGAAGAGAAAGCUUCUGACGAAGAAGAGCCCCCUGAGAUGAUAGAAGAGCAAGAGUUCAGCAUAAUCCAAGAGGAGGAGCCCAAAUUUGAGGAGACUCCAGAGCUCACUGAAGAACAAAAGAUUUCCUUUGAGGAAGAAGAAGAUUCCUUAACCGUCAAACAUGAACUGGAGUUGAAGUUGCUCAGUGAAGUUGUAUCUGCAGCACAGAUGCACCUGAUAGAGAAGGCGGAGGAGCGGGAAACCAGCAAAGACCAUGAGGUGGACUUGUGCCACUUCGCCACUCUGGGGGGAGUGUACCACCUGGACAUCCUGGAGCUGCCCCCUCAGUGCAAGCCAGCGAACGGCUGGAUGUUGGUGGAGGUAGGAGACUCUGAGUUUAAGUUACAGAUACUCCAAGAUGGAUUACAGAGGUUUACAUAUCCUCCAGAAAUCAUAGAAGAACCGGAUCCAGAAAAUGCCUAUCCACCCCUAGAGGUCACGCUGGAGGUCCAUGAGAACGUCGUCUUCUUUCAGGACCCUAAGGUCAUAGUGUGGGACGCUGAAGAUAAGGUGUGGAGAACAGAUGGCAUCAACAACGUUUUUUAUGACCGACAUGGCAGGCUCAUCACCUUCACCCUGGAUACAUUGGGCCCUGUGACCCUGAUGCAGGAUGCCCACAUCCUCAUGCCCUACAAGUCCUGGGAGCUGAGACCCCUCCGUGUGAACGAAGUCCUUUUGACCGUGACUACGGUUUUCACUGAACUCCAGAUCCAUAUCAAAGAAAAUCUCUGCAUGUUAGCCUCAAUCAAACUGGAGAACCAAGACCACUUGCCUCACUUAAAGGGAAAAUGGAUGACACCCAUACCCUUCAUCCUGGCUUUGAAAGAAGCUGGGCUGAACAUCUUCCCUUCUGUGUACUCCCAUUUUUAUGUCACCCACAACAAUAAGGUGUCCCUGUUGGAAGUGAAGGCCUAUCGGCAAAUGGCUCUAUUAAGCUCGGCCUUCAAGUUUGGCCGGAGCAGAUGGAACACAGUCUCCAACACCACAAGAGUUGUAUUUCAGGUGAAGGAAGGCCUGCUGGAAGAAGCGGAGGACCGGCUCCUCAUGUUCAACGGCGAGAGAGCGUGGGUGCUCGGCAUCAGGGAGGACAGCUACGUGUUCAUGGACACCCUGAAAGAGGAGACGGAGUUCCACUCCACCCUGUACCACAUGGUGAAGGACUUCGCCUCCCCGGAGGCCAUGGACAGGGUUCGCGGUUCCGACUGCCAGUUCAUUGACGCUGUGUGCCACAUGCUGCUGUCCAUCCGCGUCCUCAACUACUCCUAGUCCUUAGCUGCCCCUCGACCCCUCGUCCUCAGCUACCCCUCGACCUCAGCUACCCCUCAGCCUCAGCUACCCCUCGGCCUCAGCUACCCCUCAGCCUCAGCUACCCCUCGUCCUCAGCUACUCCUCGUCCUCAGCUACUCCUAGUCCUCAGCUACCCCUUGACCUCAGCUACCCCUCAUCCUCAGCUACCCCUUGACCUCAGCUACCCCUCAUCCUUAGCUACCCCUCGACCUCAGCUACCCCUCGGCCUCAGCUACCCCUCGACCUCAGCUGCCCCUCGACCUCAGCUACCCCUCGACCUCAGCUUCCCUCAUCCUCAGCUAUUCCUCAUCCUCAGCUACCCCUCGACCUCAGCUACCCCUCGACCUCAGCUACUCCUAGUCCUCACGCCUGUGUAGGAGCCUGUUCUGUCUGGGAGGAACUGGGUAUUUCUCCAAGUGCUGAGAUAUCAGAUAAGCUACAGAUGACCUAAAAGCACUCUAUUCAAGCUUCUCUGCAGAAAGAUCUGAAUGGUCUUUAUUUUGAUAUAUUGCAAUAAAGAAUCGUGUUUCCCUCUCAGGAAACUCAUUAAAAUA
This is a messenger RNA of Psammomys obesus (fat sand rat), 3479 nucleotides long. RefSeq names its product dynein axonemal intermediate chain 7 (gene Dnai7). Gene Ontology annotation, molecular function: beta-tubulin binding; microtubule binding. The transcript has 17 exons. The coding region runs from base 655 to 2904 and encodes 749 amino acids. Gene Ontology annotation, cellular component: axoneme. Lineage: Eukaryota; Metazoa; Chordata; Mammalia; Rodentia; Muridae. The record is from RefSeq and is a predicted model, not a curated record.